Dipodomys spectabilis (banner-tailed kangaroo rat) is the source of this 3273-nucleotide messenger RNA. It is a transcript of the gene Slc6a9, whose product is annotated as solute carrier family 6 member 9. The transcript has 14 exons. NCBI's taxonomy places the organism in Eukaryota, Metazoa, Chordata, Mammalia, Rodentia, Heteromyidae. Gene Ontology annotation, biological process: glycine import across plasma membrane; neurotransmitter transport; synaptic transmission, glycinergic. Gene Ontology annotation, molecular function: glycine:sodium symporter activity. The record is from RefSeq and is a predicted model, not a curated record. Gene Ontology annotation, cellular component: plasma membrane. The coding region runs from base 330 to 2231 and encodes 633 amino acids.
GGAGGGACUUGGCUGGGUCUCUCCAGCCUUCUUCACUCUUCAAACUUUCACCAAACUCUGAGCCCCCGCCUCCCCGAAACCAAAACACAACAAGCUCUGGAGGAGCGGCGAGCGGCGCGGCGGGGCGGGCGGACUCGCGGCGGCUCCGAGCCUCGGGAGGCUGAUGCAACUUUCCCUUUAAGAAAGCCACCUGGGCGCACGGCGGUGCGGACCCGGCACGCCUGGGCCGGGGGCUGCAGCAUGCUCUUGAGGUCCGUUGUCUGAAAGGCACUGGAAGCAGAGCCUGCGAGUGUGAUCCAGGUCUCCAGAGCCCCCCACCCACUGCCACCAUGGUAGGAAAAGGUGCCAAAGGGAUGUUGAAUGGUGCUGUGCCCAGCGAGGCCACCAAGAGGGACCAGAACCUCACACGGGGCAACUGGGGCAACCAGAUCGAGUUUGUACUGACGAGCGUGGGCUAUGCCGUGGGCCUGGGCAAUGUCUGGCGCUUCCCAUACCUCUGCUAUCGCAACGGGGGAGGCGCCUUCAUGUUCCCCUACUUCAUCAUGCUGAUAUUCUGUGGGAUCCCCCUCUUCUUCAUGGAGCUCUCCUUUGGCCAGUUUGCAAGCCAGGGCUGCCUGGGAGUCUGGAGGAUCAGCCCCAUGUUUAAAGGCGUGGGCUAUGGCAUGAUGGUGGUAUCCACAUAUAUCGGCAUCUACUACAACGUGGUUAUCUGCAUCGCCUUCUACUACUUCUUCUCAUCCAUGACACAUGUGCUGCCCUGGGCCUACUGCAAUAACCCUUGGAACACGCCCGACUGUGCUGGUGUUCUGGAUGCCUCCAAUUUCACCAAUGGCUCCCGGUCCUCCCUCCUUCCCAGCAAUCUCUCUCACAUGCUCAACCACACCCUGCAGAGGACCAGCCCAAGUGAGGAGUACUGGAGGCUCUACGUGUUGAAGCUGUCAGAUGACAUCGGGAACUUUGGGGAGGUGCGGCUGCCCCUCCUGGGCUGCCUCGGUGUCUCCUGGGUGGUCGUCUUCCUCUGCCUCAUCAGAGGGGUCAAGUCUUCAGGGAAAGUGGUGUACUUCACGGCCACCUUCCCCUAUGUGGUGCUCACUAUCCUGUUCAUCCGCGGAGUGACCCUGGAGGGAGCCUUCACGGGCAUCAUGUACUACCUGACUCCACAGUGGGACAAGAUCCUGGAGGCCAAGGUGUGGGGCGAUGCCGCCUCCCAGAUCUUCUACUCGCUGGGCUGUGCCUGGGGCGGGCUCAUCACUAUGGCUUCCUAUAACAAGUUCCACAACAACUGCUACCGGGACAGUGUCAUCAUCAGCAUCACCAACUGUGCCACCAGUGUCUAUGCAGGCUUUGUCAUCUUCUCCAUCCUCGGCUUCAUGGCCAAUCACCUGGGUGUGGAUGUGUCUCGCGUGGCAGACCACGGCCCUGGCUUGGCCUUUGUGGCUUACCCUGAGGCCCUCACACUGCUGCCCAUCUCUCCGCUGUGGUCCCUGCUUUUCUUCUUCAUGCUCAUCUUGCUGGGGCUGGGCACUCAGUUCUGCCUCUUGGAGACACUGGUCACUGCCAUCGUGGAUGAGGUGGGGAAUGAGUGGAUCCUGCAGAAGAAGACCUAUGUGACAUUGGGUGUGGCUGUGGCUGGCUUCCUGCUGGGCAUCCCCCUUACCAGCCAGGCAGGCAUCUACUGGCUGCUGCUGAUGGACAACUAUGCAGCCAGCUUCUCCCUGGUUGUCAUCUCCUGCAUCAUGUGUGUGUCCAUCAUGUACAUCUACGGGCACCGGAACUACUUCCAAGACAUCCAGAUGAUGCUGGGCUUCCCUCCACCUUUCUUCUUCCAGAUCUGCUGGCGCUUUGUCUCUCCAGCCAUCAUCUUCUUCAUUCUCAUCUUCACGGUGAUCCAGUACCGGCCAAUCACCUAUAACCACUACCAGUACCCAGGCUGGGCCGUGGCCAUCGGCUUCCUCAUGGCCCUGUCCUCUGUCAUCUGCAUCCCUCUCUAUGCCCUGUUCCAGCUCUGUCGCACAGAUGGGGACACUCUCCUCCAGCGUUUGAAAAAUGCCACAAAGCCAAGCAGAGACUGGGGCCCUGCCCUCCUGGAGCAUCGGACUGGGCGCUAUGCCCCCACCAUAGCCCCCUCUCCUGAAGAUGGGUUCGAGGUCCAGCCACUGCACCCGGACAAGGCCCAGAUCCCCAUGGUGGGCAGUAAUGGCUCCAGCCGCCUUCAGGACUCCCGGAUAUGAGCACAGCUGCCAGGAGAGUGGCCCCACCCCACCUCUGCUCCCAACACAGAGACUGGGGAGGCAGAGACAGGUGUCACCGCCUGCCCCGCCCCGCCACGCCCUGGCCAGGACGGCUGCUGUCACCUUGACCACCACUGCUAGUGCAGUCAUUUGUGCUCGUGUCCCCAGUGUUUACAUGUCCUUUGGAUGCCAAGAUGGCAGCUGGGGUUGGGGAGGAAACAGGAGGAUUGUUGGAGGGUCCCAAAGCACUUUGGAGGGGUCUUGGGCCAGGUCCCCAAAGGCCUAUCAGGCUUCCCAUGGCCCCUGACUCCCUCACACUCUGCCCCAAGCUGAGGUUCUGAGGUUGGCCUCCAGCCUCAUGACCAGUGUUCCUGCCCCCAGAGCAGACGCCACCUCUGCCCAAGCAAAUUUGGAUCUUUCUACUUGGGGCAGGGUGAGGGGCUGGGGGCUGCACAGUGUUACUUGUUCAGACUGUACCACCUAGCCCUGUUUAUCUGUGUAAUUAUUUUUGUAAAAGUUGUAUUAUCUGUGGUUGCCACCCCCUGCCCCAGCCUCGGUUCCAAUUUGUCUUCCAGGCCUGCUUGCACCUCACUCGGCCACUCCUGGGUCUCUGCCCCAUUCCAGCCCUGGCUGUCAGGCCCAGCCAGUUGAGGCUGUGACCCAGCAUCCCCUCCCAAAGCAUUUGUUUCUGGAGGGCAGGGAUGGAGGCUGCUCAACAAGAGCUUUGAGCCCACAGCCCUGGGAGCAGGGGACCCUGCACGACUUCCUCUUGCCUCCUCCUCCACUAGGCUAAAGGCCCAGUCUUCCAGAUCUGCUGCCCUUGUUCACGUGCCAAAUGGCCCCAGCCCAUGUGCCCAUCUCCUCCUCCAGAGCCCUGCAGUGUUCCGUUUGUCUGUCCCCUGUGCCCUCUGUGCAGUGACAGCCCUGGCAGAGCCGCCUCUAAUCCUCUGUAGCAAUAACGGUGGGCUGCCCGCCCCUGCCCAUUCGUGCACCACUAGGAUUUUAAAGUCCAUAGAUUUUAAUGAAAUUUCUAUUCCUGUCA